Messenger RNA from Dentiscutata erythropus, 267 nucleotides. The record is from the annotation of a GenBank genome assembly. NCBI's taxonomy places the organism in Eukaryota, Fungi, Glomeromycota, Glomeromycetes, Diversisporales, Gigasporaceae.
GGUUUUAUCGUACCUGACCUGGCUAUGAUUAUUAGCCAGUUCCAAAAUCAGCAAGAGGUUGGAAUUCUUAAUCAACCAUUACAUUGUAUUGAUGAAGAAUGUAGAGGAUCUGUAAGACAGCAUGAAAAAUAUUUCAUUGCACAACUAAAAAGAUAUUAUUGGCUUACUGGAGCUCCCCAUCAUGUUAUUAUGAAAAUUACAGGCUAUUCGUCUGGUACCAUUACUGAUUAUAUUGGUUAUUUUAGAGGGAUGAAUAUCGCAUGGUGA